Molecule: messenger RNA, 2837 nt
Organism: Belonocnema kinseyi
Lineage: Eukaryota; Metazoa; Arthropoda; Insecta; Hymenoptera; Cynipidae
Product: transferrin-like
Exons: 18
Coding region: 681-2798 (705 amino acids)
Biological process (GO): iron ion transport
Cellular component (GO): early endosome; recycling endosome; plasma membrane
Source: RefSeq, a predicted model, not a curated record
UCGCGGUGUAGUCCGAAUUACGCAGUUGAAAAAGUCGCCGGCCGAUAGCCUGCAUGCAUGUCAGUAUCCUUCGGGCGUCUUUCAAGUGUUUUUGUUUACGUACGACAAUUUUCCAACUACAAAUAAAUAUAAUAGAAUCAAAAAAUGACUCAAAUAUUUCACGGAAUAGUGAGUUUUGCAGUAUGACGUCGCGGGCGCGGUCAUGAUGAGAUAGGUGCAAAUGUCUGGACGAAUGCUCGAAUAAGUGGAAAUGUUAGCCGCCAGGAAGGAUACCACAUGGGACUGCAAUUGCAUACGACUUUUUGGGGCAAGUAAUCUAAACUAUAAACAUAGAGUGUCACGAAAUACAAUCUAAUGACGUCAAUCUAAAGCACUCAAUUCAAACAAACGAGGGCUUCGUACUCUUCAGGCCUCGUUUUGAUUGGUCAGCCACUGACACGAACGAGGCCGUAUAGGAAUCGUACAGGGACUGUACAGGGACCGUCGUGGGAGGGGAAUAGGGAUUGCGCAAUUUUCUCCCACCAAAACUAACUCCAAUGUCAGAAUGCCUUUCUACUUUCAAGCUGGACUCUGGUCAUCACCGGUAUCCGAUCGAGUCUAUAAAAAUUCUGCUAAAGUAAAAGACUUUACGAAAAUAUACCAGAUCUCGAUAUUUAAUUUUUGAGCUUUCACUAGUGAAGAUGUAUUUCAAACUGUCGACGUUUCUAGCUCUGGGAUUUUUCCUUCUCCUUUAUUUGCAAGCAACGGUUUUUGCUAAGGAUAAUAAACUGAGAUUUUGUACAGUAGACAGCAGAAAAACUCACAGAAUUAUUAACACUGCAUGCCAAAAACUUGUAAAGACAAACAGCAAAGAAGUGGAAUGUGUGGUAACAUCUGAUAGGGUUUCGUGCCUGAAUCUUUUAUUGAACGGGACAGUAGAUUUUAUGACUGCUGAACCUGAAGAUCUUUUUAUCAUUGGAUCGAACGCAGAGUACAAUCAUGAAGUUUUAGUAACACAGGAGUUAAGAAUUUAUGAAGAUGCCUCCGUUAGUUCAGAGAUGGUUAUUAUAGUUCAUAAAAGUGUAAAAAACUUAGGGGAUACUUACAGAAUGUCACUCUGUUUAUCUGGGAUGGAAUUUGAUAGUGCUGGAAUAGAUCAUCUAAGAUAUUUCGAGAAACAAUUCGUUGUCUCAGAAUGCGAUCCGAAAAAAACUUUAUUGGAAAAUAGAAUGUCAGCUCUGUCUAGCUACUUUGGGAGUGCUUGCAUUGGUGGUCCUUGGACGUCUGAUGAAUAUUUCAAUACUAAAUUGAAAAGGAAAUAUUACAAUUUAUGUUCCAAUUGUCAAAAUCCACAAAACUGCUUAAGUGGAGAUAUUUAUGCUGGACCACAGGGUUCAUUAUUAUGCUUAACGGAGGGUAAGGGGGAUAUUGCAUGGGCAAGAGCUGCUGACGUUCUUCAACACUUUCAGACGUUAAAUAUUAACAAAGAAGAGUACAAGUUUCUCUGUCCAGACAGUAGAACCAGAACAUUGUACGAUACUCCAUGCGUUUGGCUAACACAACCCUGGCGAACUAUCAUUGCCAGAAAAAACGUUGCUGGGCGUGUUUCCAAGUUUGUGAUUGAACAAAAUAAGGGAGUAGGAGACUUUCCAAGACUUUUGGAACAAGAUUUAUACAGAGUACCAGUCUUAGUCGACCCAUUUAAAACUCCAGAUGAUUAUCUGGAAAUGUUUGCCGAAUAUUAUGCUCUAAAGGAUCAUAUAAAAUGUAAGCCUGACCGAAGGAUCAAAUGGUGUGUCGCAACAAAUUUAGAGUAUCAAAAAUGCAAAUGGCUUUCGAAUGCUGCUCAAAGUCGUGGGGUAGAGCCAUCUAUUGAAUGUGUCAAAGAAAUCAGUUUUUCAGACUGUAUAAGCUCACUGAGAAAUUGGAAUAGUGAUAUUUUUGUAAUACAAUCACUGAAUGGAAUUGAAGCUACGACGAAAGGUCUUAAACCAAUUGUGCAUAUGUUGCCGAAUGCAACUAAUCAUGAAAAUCAAGUGGUAGCAUUGGUCGGAAAGUACGCUAAUUUUAAAUCGUUGGAGGAUAUAAAAUAUCAUAAUGCUUGUUUUUCUGGAUAUAGAGACGUUGCAUGGAAUGCCUUUAUUUACAUAAUGAGAAAUAUGACUGGCGACAACAACUGGUACUGCAAUGACGCAAAGAUGGUUUCUGAUUUUUUCAAUGAAAGCUGUGUGCCUGAUUUGAAUUCAUGGAAUCACACUUUCCCCAAAAAUCUGUACUCAAUAUGUCUUAUAACAGAACUCAAGACUCUAGAAUCGACGGCAUUGAACUGUUUGGCUCAUACGGGCGAUGUGGCUUUCAUCAAUUUGGAUAACAUGACGGAAUUAUUGAAAGAGACUUUCGAAACGCCCUAUAGACCAAUUUGUGUCGACGAAUCGACUUCUCAAUCUAAGCUUGAGGAAAUAUGCUCUUUGACCUGGACACCUCUUGGAUCAGUAAUGAUGCACACGAACGUAUCAAAGUCGAGGGAACAGGAAAUUUAUCUGAUGUUAGUAGAAUUAAAUGCACUAUUUGGUAAUGAAUUCAAAGGGGACACUCCACAAAUUUCUAUGUACGGAACUUUCGAAGGAACGAACAACGUUCUUUUCCCAGAUAAAACGUAUGCCCUACAAAGAGACGCGGAUCGAAUUCAUCGAGUACCAAGUUACAGUGACAUUCUCGAUCAUAUUCUGAAGAACCGGCAUUUUUGCAACGAUGCUGAAAGAAACAAAGAUUAUUUUAUCCUUACAGCACUUUUGUACUUCUUAAUAAAAGUGUUUUAAUUACUAUAAGGCGAACUUUGACAUGUAUAAAAUAAAAGU